This is a messenger RNA of Cladophialophora immunda, 2365 nucleotides long. RefSeq lists its product as uncharacterized. The transcript has a single exon. Lineage: Eukaryota; Fungi; Ascomycota; Eurotiomycetes; Chaetothyriales; Herpotrichiellaceae. The record is from RefSeq and is a predicted model, not a curated record. The coding region runs from base 777 to 2159 and encodes 460 amino acids.
ACCAACUCACCAACUCACCAACUCACCAACUCACCAAUGACUCCGUUAGUCGUACGUGUCGCUCUCCUUCGAUGUACGAAACCUAUCUUCUCCUGCUCAUUAGUGGAUGAGCAUAUCGUUCCUUCUGCAAACCACAAGCAUAAUCCUAGCGACGAGCGACGACCAUCGCGAUAAAGAAGAGCUUCCACAAUGAAACUCCCUCUUCUCGCUCACAAAACAGUGUCGAAGGCAAGGAUUGUACACAUCUCCAAGAGCUGGCAGGUGGUGCUUAAAAGUUUGAAUGAUGGUCUUGAAACAAUGACGUUACAAUUGACCUGGCUUCUUCCCUCAACUCGAAACCCUCAGACGAUCUCGAAUUGAAUUUGCGAAGAAAGGAGGGGAUCACUAGUGUGCGUAUUAAUAUUGCAUUCAAUGAGCCAUACAGCGCCCUUGCGCUCGUCGGGGGAUUCAACAGAGGCGCCAGGGUGACCUUCGUGUCACCUUUCAGCAAUGCAAGCUAAGGACAAGAAACAAAACAGCACAGAACAAGAGAAAUCGAAUGGAACAUUCCGCAGCCUCUGAAAAUUACACAGAAGCAUGGAGACACUAUUUGAGGACGAACUGGAUGAGUUGGGUUGAAGAGGUGGAUGACGGCGGAGAAGCCAAUGGAAUCGCAACGGUGGUCGACUGCGGUCGACUGCGGUCGACUACGCCAAACUGUCCACAACCGGACAAUCCACACCAUUUGGUUCAACCUUCAGAGCACGUAGCGCAAAUCGCUGGUACGAUUUGAUGCCAUGGGCUCGUCCAAUCCUUUCGGUGAUCUGUUUUCUUCAGAUGAAUUUGACUCCCAAGGCUUCUUGUAUGCGCCGACCCCCCAGGGACCCGGUCAAGCGAACUCCGUCUCUCCCUUCUCCGAUCAUCACGCGUCCCCCUACACCGAUCAUCAUGAAACGCUGAGAACAUCCACUCCCAGUUUCCGACCUCGACCACGAGCGGAGAAACUGACUCUACUUCAGUUGUCGGAAUGGGAUCGAAAUAAAACAUACGAUGAUGACCCUCCUAUUUGCCUUCGACUUACGAUUGGGUGGAAAGCGACUCUGAAUGACAAACCUUUCAGCCGAGACACUGAGCAGGACGUCGUAUUGACACUCGCUUCGUACUGGGAGCUAUUCUUACACUCGAAGGUAGAGGAUGCUGCGGCUAAGAAGCGUGCUCAGAGGAAGGCCAUGAUAUUGCAAGGGACAGAGGUCACGGUCUCAGUCAAACAACGGGGAGAGCGUCCCCUAAUUAAGCAAUACAAUGAGACCAACAUUGGCUGGGCCGACAUUGAGAAACAACUCAUCAAGUGGGGCGAACUCUUCCCGGGCAAGGAACUGCGAGUGGAUCUGUCUGUCAAUUACAAGGACUAUGAGGAAGCAGGCCGACACUCCGCGGCAGGUUCAUCGAAGAAGGUGGAUAAGAGAUCUGCACGAUCUGCCACACAACGAAUGCGGGCUGAACUCGAUGCGGAGCUCGACGAAGAUGAGGCAUCGGGUAAGCUUGCCACUGGGCUGGGAGUAUAUCACCUUUUCCGAUGUCUUUUAGACUCAUGUAAUGCGCCCAACUACUGUUGGCCGGAUCCUGACGCCGGAGUCCACCGAAAGCUGAAUACUCCUCUACUCAAAAAACUUGUUAAAUACGCCGAAGGCAACCCUCUGAACACUCCGAAUGACGUCCCCAAGGGUCUUCGAGACGAGAUCCGCUUAGAAGAUCAGCAAAGACAUGAUCGCAAGAGAAAAGCAAGAGCAGUAUCUCCUCAAGGUUAUCCUCCUGUCAAUAUCACUAAUUACAUGCCUGGUCAUUCUGAGCUGGCAUCGCUACAGCCUCCACAAGCAAAGACUGAAACCGCAAAAGCAACUCCGAGGACGGUGAGUGCUCUUGACAUUCCAGGCUAUCGCGAUGAUGCAGUCAAGGAUUACGUUCGCUAUCUGCAAGGCAAAGUACGUAGUAAGCGGCAUCAAGCCGAACUCGAAAAGGCCGGCAAUAUCGUGUUGGACGACUUCCUUGAUCUGGACCAAGUCUACCACGACCACAAGCCUGAAUUUUUUACCGCACGAGACGUAAAACUAGCCCCGGCCAUCCAAUUCAUCAGGGAUAUUCCCGCUUUCGUCAAACACCGGCAAGCGAAUGACAGCUGAGUAUGGGACUUUUGAAAAGAAUGACUGAACUUAUGGGAUGGUGUUAAAAUGUUCCAGUAUUGUACAUGUGUUAUUGUAGUUAGGAACCUUCUAGAUCUAGAUUUCGUGGCUUGCAGCAUAUUUAUGAUUGGUGAAAAUCAAUGCCAGCAUUUCUAAAGUGCCCUCUAGCACUUACACUAUCUCUUCCGACUUCAUCGAUGCAUGCU